This is a messenger RNA of Pocillopora meandrina, 6671 nucleotides long. The record is from the annotation of a GenBank genome assembly. Lineage: Eukaryota; Metazoa; Cnidaria; Anthozoa; Scleractinia; Pocilloporidae.
AUGAACAACACCUCUACUACGGAUCAGUUUCGUCCUCAGUCAAACCCUGGAAUGACAACAGUGAAGAGACUUCUUCCAAUUUCAAUAGCCAUUAUUUUCUCCAACGGACUAGUGUUCGCCUUGUUUUGCAAACGAAAAAGUCUUCGAACGUCAUCCAAUUACUUGCUGCUUGGUUUGGCAAUUUGCGAUUUCUUAACAGGCGCUGUAAACAUUCCAUACUUCAUAAUUUUUAGUUUCCAAGUUGUUCCACUUAACAUGCAAAAGAACUACAAUUACUGGUUGGUCAUCAUACAUAACUUUAUGGCUGUAACGGCCGCUUACCACCUCCUCGUUAUCACCGCGGAAAAAUUUUUGGCCAUCACCAAACCACUAAAACAUUACCUUGUAACUAAAAAAACGGUUUUAAAAUCAUUAGCUGCUAUCUGGAUCUCGUCAACGGUCAUAGCCAGCAUCCCAUUAGCUUGGAAAAACAGUCAAAUGCAAUUGCUGUUUUCGGUCAUCUAUUUUUCGGUGUGCCUUGUUUUCGUGUUUGUUAUUCCAUAUGCGUUCAUGAUUUAUGCCUUUGUAGUCAUGUUCAAGGCGAUCACCAGCAAAAGAAGACCAUCUUCCAUUCCCAGAAGGGUUGCAUCAGGACUGACAUGGGGGAUCGUCAACGAUAGAAAGUGUAUUUUAGUUUUCGCACUGAUGGCAGCAAUAUAUGUGAUUUGUUGGUUGCCAUAUUUCACCAUCGGGCUGGUCAUCGGUAUCAAAAAUUAUCUCUGCAUGGAGUUGACGCAACCGGUUGCUAAAGCCACUGAAGCUAUUGUCCUCGUUCGAUACAUAACUUCCUUUACUAACCCACUCCUCUACACGUUUUUCAAGCGCGACUUCUGGCGGACCUUACGAAAAAUUUCCCAUAAGAAAGAGUUUAUUCAUGGUAGGAGUAAAUCCUCGAAACAAAGAGAAUGGUUCCUGCGAAAGAAAUCUGUUGAAAACAGUACCACGUUAUCUCGGCUUUCUUGGAUUACAGCAGAGGCUAAAGACGCAAGUAACGUGAAAGGAAGCAUCUCAGAAGAACAAAUACUUUUCGUGUCUUCUGUUUGAAAGCAUUAGCAUUCUCUUGAUAGCUAGGAAGUGGGAUCUGAUGAAGUUUGUUCGUAUAAUUAAACGGAAUUAGUGUUCGUAGCGCUGGUGCUCGCACUUGAUAUUCUUCUCUUUUUUUUUAAUAUGUUACUAUCGUUAUCAUUCUAGUUCUGAUGGUAAAUCUACGGGAGAAAGGCUAAUUUCUCAGGACUCUUAAUGAUCCACUGUCAGUGUUUUUUUGGUAGCGUAAUAUGAUACAUCUGAAUAGAAUGUUAAGGAACCGAAUUGAUGAGUUAUGAGCCAAAAUAGUUGACAAUUUUAUAAAUAAUGUAACUUGAUACAUACUCUUAACGAAACCGCGAAUUAUCCGUUAACGAGAUGAGGGAAAAACAGCAAGCGCCUUCUAAAAUAAAAAUAGCGGAGCUUUAGUUCGGGAGGCAGGGUAGCGGAGCCACCGGCAUACCUGAGAUAUAUGGUUACCCACCAAGUCGAUAGAUAAGGUUAUCACAACAUCAUCGUCGUUCUGUACACUUUCAUGGAUGUGUUUCGUUAAGUCAUUUAAUACGUACACAAACCGAAAUAAACUUUAUAUUACACUAGAUGAAUACAAGUUUUGGAAUUCUAUCGAAAGGCAGUCUAUGAGAUAUCCCGCGAAUAGGUUGCUUUUAUCUGUGUCUAAAAGGAGCUGAGGCGAUCGUGUUGCCUGACAAAAAAAGGAGGAAAAAGUAGAGUGUAAACGGUUAGACGCCUGAAAGCCUGGCAGGGCUAACUUCCUCCAUGGCGUUGCAAAACUGAUACAUGGUAAAGCUUCUUGUAAUCAUUUGGGUUCGGUUUUAAACUAAGGGAUUAACGUUUGGGAGGUUGAAGAACGAAAUGAAGGGUGUAACGGAUUAUUGCGGACUUCUGCAAAAACCCACGAAUUGAAAAUAAAAAGUUUUAGUUCACAUUUUCUACCUUUCAUUUUCACAUUUCCACACAAAUCAAUGAUCCCAUCCGCCCAUCAUAGAAAGAAUUGGCUCUGCAUUACACACAACAACAACAAAGAUCGAGGUCACGCGAAACAUGCCCCUUGAGAGACCUGGUACAAGGUCGGCCAAUCCCAGCAUUCAUUUGGACGUGCUAUUAGCAAAGUCGCGUAGCAAACAACCAUGACUUAAGAGCCAGAAGGAGCGCCGCUGCGGCGGCGCUGAUUAAUUUUUCGAAUUAUCGAUGGGACGCCAAAUCAUGAGGGCGACGCUAAUUAAUAUGUUUCCUCAAAGAGCGGCGCCUAGUAGACGGCAGACAACUUUAGAGAAAGUACUUUCUGUUUCUGCCUCAGCAUAACAUGCCCAUGAAUUCCUCUGAAAUUGAACACGUUGAAACUUUACUUCCAGCUUAAGCCCUCGUUCUUUCCAUAUUUGUAAACAUUUAUUUGGUUUGGAGACGAGCAACCGAGGGCUGCUUAUGACAAGUCUCUUAGAUGAUUCAUAUUAAACGUGCACCUAAUUUUUCUUUCAAGUAUUUAGUGUCUCUAUUGAUCUGAAACUAGCCAUCUAGUCUCAUGACAUGAAUUUAGUUCGAUUUCUCGUGAGAAAUUUUAUAGACUACAUGGUGGUGAUACCUAAGAGGCGAUUGAAAGUCAAUGAUCAGCUAAGUUUGUUUUAAACUAAAGUAAUCGAUUUGCAGACAUCCAUAGCAUUAAACGCAUUUUUGUCGUCAAAUUUGAAAUUCAAUUCAUGAAACUUUAUGUUAGACUAAUUGAGGUGUCACAAUUGUACAUAUCGUAAUUUAUCUUGACCCAAAAUUCACGAAUCCUGAAACCUCUAGCCUUUCUCGUUGAACACAGAACACCCUUCAGAUCAUCGGUUGAGAAUCUAAUUUUUUUCUUAUUAUUAAUCCGAAAUUUCAUGAAAAAAGUUGCCUUAUAAAAAUUGUCCCCGUGAUGGUUGGCAUUCGUGAAUUAUAUACAUUUACAUGCUUGUGAUACGGCAAACUCGAAUGCAGCAUUAUGCGGAAUUAUUUUCAUUAAAUGUAAAAAAGAGGUCUCAAUAAUUCGCGUUGGCCUUACAAUUGGGCUUUAGAAGAAAAGUAAGUGAAAGUAAAAUUUGCCUCCUUUCCGUAAUGAAAUUAUAAUGAAAGCAUGCGUCGUUCUAUUAGGCCUGUGAGCAAAUGUAUGUAAAUUCCUAAAGUGAGGAAUUAAAAGUGUGUUGGUACUUUUGAUGAAAGUCUAGUUACAUUAUAAGUAUCCAAUACCCGUUCGAUAAUGAACUGCGGGCAAAACGUGCACCUUCCUCGAAGGGCCGGGAAGGGUGGGCAUAGUUUUGAACCCUUUUGGUCCUAAUAUGGGUAUAGAUAGUCCUGGAUAGGAUGUACUUUUUAGAGGAAACCACGUCUGUGUAUGAACUUAUUAUUUCAACUUCGAGUGAUUAACUGAGAAAUGAAAUUUAAGACAAAAAUUCUUCUAGGGGGUGAAUUUCUGCAUCGGUCGAUUUCACCAAUUCUUAGCUUCGGAACUGAUUCCAACCUUAAUUUCAAUACAACGAUAAAACGUUCUGGUUUCGCCGACGACAUAUAACAUUCAGAAGCCAGACCUAAAGACGGUUAAAAAUUUUUAGGGGCUAUCUUUAAAUGCCCGUGGGAAAUUACCGGUCUGGUUUUGAAAAACCAGGUGGUACACCCCUUCCAAGAAUUCCCAGGGAUACCUUUUCCGAAAAAAAAACUCAACUGACGGUUUAGGGACCGUUUAUUAUUCAUUGCUGGGGGCAGCGUUAAAUAAUGAACCGUUAAUUGUUGUUAAGUUGCUAAUUGGUGGUCAAUCUUAGGCCCCUCCCCUUUUAACCGGCUGUUGAAGAAAAGUAACCUCCCUCCAGUCCCCCUGAAAACCUUCCCCCCCAAAACUUUUGAAAAAAAAAAUUAUAAAUAAAUAGAUAAAAUAACAUUUACUAUAAUAAAUAGAAUAAAAUAAAAAUAAAAAUAUACCUCCUCCCCAGGUGAUAAAUAAUGAAUGGCCCCUCAGGUUCUUGUAAAUUGUAUUAUGUUCUGUCAGCACUCAUAAACGAAUUAAGACGCGCAGACAUCAGAAAAAAAAAAAAAAUUGAAAUUAAAGUGCAACGAAUGUGCGGAAGUUGCGACAUUACUUUGAGAUAAUGUUUCCUAGGCAAAGAGCUAAUCGUUAUUCCACAUAAAAGAGGAAAUGAUAAUAAAAAUAUCUCAAGAAAAGAUUUUACUUGAACAAUAUUUGAGUAUAAUUAAGCCUGACAAAACAAGCGUUUUCGGUGCAUGUAAAAAAGAUAACGUAAUGAAGCUUUGUUCAUUAAACCUGAGACAUAAAUUUUGCGCGAGUUUUCCCGGUGAAAAGUUCUAAUUUAGGGGUUUAAUUUUUGAUACUGAGUCAGACACGUUGAAAAAGGCAAAUUUUCUAUGAUAUUACACUAAUUAUUUGCAUUUGAAAGUCCCUACAGCUGUGUACGCUAUUUGCUAAAUGCAAAAUCUAAAAUGGUUCUUAAACACGUAAAGUGUUUAAUAUUCAAUGAAGUCUGAAUUUUGAAUUUCAGGGAGGAAAGACGAGAAAAAUCGUCACAGAAACUCUGCCUUAAAGCGUUAUACGAGGGCAUUCAAUUUAGAUUAUCGAAGGAUUGUCACAGUGAGACGCUAUCCCUCCGUUGUGUCUUCGCAUUAAAGGUAAGUCAUUCGAUCUCUUCUCGAAACCGAAAUUUUGCCGCACAGCAGUCAAUUCAAAAUAUCGUAUACUCCAGCUGUCGUCGUUCAGAUCUUGGUUACUUUUCGACGACAAUAUUGACAACAAAUAUUAAGGAAAUCAUGGCUCUAACGGUAAAGUAUACAAAUAUGAGCGGAAAGGUUAGUAUAGAAGGUUUAAAUAUAGUCUUUAUGACUUCCCAAUAAUUUAGCAGAGUAAUCCAGUCAAUAUGAUUCAUUAUGGGAAGAGGGCGUACGUCCACAGAUCUAAAAUGCUUUCCAAAUUCGUCAUUUGUAGGCGUCAACAUGUUCUCUAUCAAGAAAUGUUUUGCAUUUUCAAAGUGUCAAGGCAAACGUUUCGUAAUUAAUGUCAUUUGUUGCCUCGAUGGGAUAAGGAAACUCUUCCCGUGUUAAUUAGUCAUCUAGACACGAGAGCAAUUUGGAAAAGUAAGCAAAUGGCUUUAACGCUCUCAAGGAAUUGCAUAACUUUCGAUAUUUCUUUCAACUUCUCGAAUAUUUAGAUAGUAAGGCUUUGUAAACACGGACAAAUGGCUCAGUUAAUUCUAUAAAAUAUUUUUCACCGAGAGACUGCUGGUACAGGAACCGCGCAGCAAGUUUUUGAGCUUGGGAGGGGGGGGGGUAGGGGCUAUUUUUGGCUCCGUUAUUUUUGUUAAAUUAUUUUUUGUUGAAUUUACUUUAUUUUUGCAAAAGAGUGGGGGGGGGGGGGGGGGGCUAAAGCCCCCGCCCGCCAUGUGGUAGUCUCUCUAUUUUAAAACAAACGCGUGAUAACUAGAGGAAGCUUUCUUCUUGAUGCAGACGCUAUUGUCUCUUUUCAGUAUCGAUUGCGACGCCUGCUAGACAUGAGUAACAGCACAGCUUCAGCUCAGUCUUCUCCGGAGUCAAACGUUGGAAUGACUGUGUUGAGCAGACUUCUUCCAAUAGCCAUAGCCAUAAUUUUGUGCAACGGACUGGUGUUCGUCUUGUUUUGUAGAAAGAAGUGUCUUCGAACCUCAUCCAAUUACUUACUGCUUGGUUUGGCGAUUUGCGAUUUCUUAACAGGCGCUGUCAAUAUUCCAUACUUCGUCAUCUUUCAUUUCCCAGUUGUUCCACCCAGCAUGCGAGCGGACUUUAACUACUGGUUGUUCAUUGUGCAUACUCUUAUGGCUGUGUCAGCCGCAUACCAUCUCUUCAUCAUCACUGCAGAAAAGUAUUCAGCGAUCAUCAGGCCAUUAAGACACUAUCUCGUAACCAAGAAGAUGGUCUUUAAGGUGUUAGCUGCGAUUUGGAUCUUGUCUACAUUAAUUGGCAUCACCCCGUUGAUUUGGAAAAACAGUCAGUCUCUUCCUCUGUGUUUCGCAAUCUAUUCUAUAGUUUGUCUUGUAUUUGUCUUUGUUAUUCCAUAUACAUUUAUGAUUUAUGCCUAUAUAGUCAUGUUCAAAGCGAUCACUAGCAAAAGAAGACCAUCUUCAUCGCACAGAGGAGUUACAUCAAGACAGCGAAGGAGGCGCACCAGUGAUAGAAAGUGCAUCUUAGUUUUCGCGUUAAUGGCGGCAAUAUUUGCAAUUUGUUGGCUGCCUUACUUUACUAUUAUGAUGGUUUUAAACAUCAAAGGUUAUCUGAGGAUCAGGAUCGAGUUGACGUCACCAAUCGCCAAAGCCGCCGAGGUAUUUGCCUUUGUUCGAUAUAUCACAUCUGUCGUCAAUCCACUUCUUUACACGUUUUUCAAGCGCGACUUUUCGCGAGCUUUAAUAAAUAUCCUUUUCAAGUCGAAUAAUCGCACAAAUUUGGCUUCGAGGCAAUCGUUUUUAAGACAUCGUUCAGUUACUUCGGUACAAUCACGGCUCUCUUGGACAAGAGAAAGUUCUGAAAGAGAAAAACAUUCUGUGAACGCAAACCUUCUCGAAGAGCAGCAAGUCUUUGUAUCUUCCGUUUAA